CGGAAGCUAUAAAACGUCCACUGAUGAUAAAAUUACGUUCACAGUUUCUUUUCUGACUGUAAAGUGUGCGAGUAAAUAUGAAAGUCUUCGCCUUAGUCGUUUUAUUCGCAGCAGUGGCCUGUGCCACCCCAUCGAUGAGCAAUUUGGCCAAAAUAUUGCAGGAUCGUUUGACUGGCCCAGCUGUUGAUGUGGAUCCCUUCAUCAUUGGCGGCGAGGGCGCUGCUCACAAUGCCGCACCCUACGUGGUCUCGUUGAGUGUCUCUUAUGUGGCCUAUGCCCACACCUGCGCUGGUGCUCUCAUCAACAAAGAGUGGGUUUUGACUGCCGCCCACUGCGUCAGUGAAUUGGAGAAGAUGGCCGGUAAGAUCGUUGGUUUGCCCAUUUUCGCUGGCCUAACUGACCGCCAAAACCUCGAAGAAGCCCAAAUUCGUUUCAUUGACUUUGCCUUCAACCACAAACAAUUCACCGGUGUCGAGGGAUCCGAUGAUAUUGCCUUGUUGCAUGUCAGCUCCGCUUUCGAAUACAACGCCUCCGUUCAGCCAGUUGCUCUGCCUGGCAGGACCGAAAUGUAUGAUGGACAAACUUCCGCCACUUACGGCUGGGGCUUGGACAAUGCUGAAGCCACUUUUUAUGCUAAGGACUUGCAGAUGGCCAAAGCUGAAGUUAUGAGCAGCGAGGAAUGCAAAGCAGCCCUUCCCUCCGAUGCCCCCAUCAACUCCAAACAGAUCUGCGCCAAAAUAGCUGCCUGCUAUGGUGAUGGUGGCUCUCCCCUGGUUAUCGAACACGAAGGCAGCGUUGCCGAAUUGGCUGGCAUCACCUCCUUUGGCUACUUACCUUGUGGUUACAACGGACGCCCCACAGUUUACACCGCUGUCUCGCAAUACGUGGAUUGGAUCGCGGAAGUCCAAUGGGCCUUUUACGUACUCCAUUAAUUUCCAUCUAUGCAAAUAAAUUAGCCAUUGUGGUAAAUCCGCAAAACGAAACAAAUUAAA
Molecule: messenger RNA, 992 nt
Organism: Stomoxys calcitrans (stable fly)
Lineage: Eukaryota; Metazoa; Arthropoda; Insecta; Diptera; Muscidae
Product: trypsin II-P29
Exons: 1
Coding region: 78-932 (284 amino acids)
Biological process (GO): proteolysis
Molecular function (GO): serine-type endopeptidase activity
Source: RefSeq, a predicted model, not a curated record